GGACUCCGCUGCAGGGUUUGUGCGAUUCACGGCGCACGCGGUACGACCCACAGUCACUAGUCAGUGCGACAGUUGGUCGCUCAAUGCGCGUCGCGCGCGCCUCUUUUCCAAAUUCCUUCAACAUUCCUAAAUUAUUUGCUAGUCAAAAUGAAGUUCAGUGUUUACGUUUAUAAUCGGAAGUGUUUGUGCAAAUUUAAAAAAAGUGAAUUAGUUCUCUAAUCGUUACUUGCUACGGUCCAAAGAACAAUGCUGUGGGAAAAAAUAACGUUCAGCUGGCAUCGGCAGUCGUUCCCAACCUACCUUACCUCUCUCCCCGCGCCGGCAGGGUACCGGGUUCAAUGCGCCUCUCUGCGUUUAUUCAUCGUUUGUGGGAAAAGUUGACCCCCGUUUUUAAAAAUUAUUGUUAACGAAUUCACACGAUUCGUAUUGUAGUCACUACCGCAUCUUAGAUGAUCGAAUUGAAAGCUAGCAACACAAGAGGUUGUAGAUGCAACAGGUAUUUAAUUGAAAGCUACUCAAAUGAAACUAAUUCUGUGUAAAGUGAUUAAUGAGGCACCAGCGUAAAUACCGAAUGUUUUUAUGCGCCAACUGACAAGGUUGCAGCAUUCCGCAGACCUAAACUAUUUAUUCUGGGCUUUGCGAUGUUUGUCGAGUUUCAACUUCGUCGAAAUUAUUAUCUUACUGUGUUGCGGAUAGAACAUUAUCAGAGGAGGACAAUACUCUUACAUUAGGCAACGUGUGUGAUGUUAGUGAAUGAAAUGUUGAAAUAGCCGUUGAAUUUCAACGGAAUUAGUGAAUACGUCCGCCGUAAUGUGAAUAUAGUGACGACAUCGAGUGAUGUGGAUGUAGUAUCGUUAGUGAAUUACAGAUCCGCGUGUGAAGUUUAGUUUUGAAACGAAAUAGUGUGCAAAUCUGACAAUGGGGAAUCAAGGAUCUUCAGCGCACGAGCCAUUCGACAGGGCGCAGGCGGCUGCCAAUGCUGACCUUAAAAUGAAGUCGUCUGUGCGUGCGUCGUUGCGGCGAGCGCGCGCGGGCGCGGCUCUGUCCCCGCCGCGCGCCGGCAUGGAGCGACUGCGACGCUCGUUCCGGGAGUCCUUCCGGAGACGCAAGGGUUCGCCUCCAGAGUCAGCACGGCCUCAUCAAUGGCACGCAGACGAGGCCGCCGUGCGAGCCGGCACCUGCACCUUCCCUGUCAAAUACCUCGGCUGUGUCGAGGUGUUCGAGUCCCGCGGCAUGCAAGUCUGCGAGGAAGCGCUUAAGAAUUCCCGUCGUCGCCCAGUGCGCGCCGUGUUGCACGUCAGCGGUGAUGGACUGCGCGUCGUUGAGGAGGAGACCAAAGGGCUCAUCGUAGACCAGACCAUUGAGAAGGUGUCAUUCUGCGCGCCUGAUAGGAACCACGAGAGGGGCUUCAGUUACAUAUGCCGUGAUGGCACGACCCGUCGUUGGAUGUGCCACGGCUUCCUGGCGUCCCGCGACAGUGGCGAGCGUCUGUCCCACGCUGUCGGCUGCGCGUUCGCGGCGUGCCUGGAGCGCAAACAGCGCAGAGAUAAAGAGUGCGCCGUGUCGAUGAGCAUCGACGCCGCGAGCCAUGCGUUCACCAGGCAGGGCUCUUUCAGGAAAUCUGGCAUAACUCCACGACGCGCGUCCGAAGCAGAUGCCAACAACAGCAAUGGGUCGGUGAUAGUGCCCGUGGGGUCCCUGGGCGGCAUCACGAAUGUCCCCGCGACGGUGCCAGUGGUGCAGCCGGCGGCCCCUAGACCGACCCCGCACAACCCCUUCGCGGUGGAGCGACCCCAUGCCGCGCCACAUCUACUCGAGCGACAGGGCUCUUUCCGUGGAUUCGCGCAUCUUAACAACAGUUCUCCAUUCAAGCGUCAGAUGUCCCUGCGUAUCAGUGAGCUCCCCUCUAACUUGGAGCGCCAGCGCGCCGGACUGGGCUCCCCCACGCGAGCCGUCGCAGCCGCGCCUGUAGCCGUCGCCGAACCAAGGCCUGAAGCUGUACCCGCACAGGCGGAGCUAUCGUCGGCGGACCCAGUGGCGGCGAUGUGCCAGCAGUUGUCUGCGGGGCUGCGUGCGCUGGCGGAGGAGCCGGUGGCCGUGGCGGCGGCCGAGCCCGUGGCCGCGGCCGGCACGCUGCCGCACCCCGACGCGUGGCUCGGCCGCGUGGCGCAGGCCCCGCCGCUGGCGCAGGCCCCGCCACUGGCGCGGGCCCCGCCUGCAGUGCGCGCCCCGCCGCUGGGACAGACGGGCCGCGCCCAAUCGUACGCGGGUCGCGCGGCGUCCACGAACCCGUUCCUGUCGCCCGGGGACGUGGCCCCGGCCCUGUAGGGCGCGGCCCGCGCUGCACCGGACCAGCUCCUGCUGGUGUUCGACUGAAGCCCGGGACUGGCGCCCCCCACCUCACGGCGCGGUAUAUGUCGCUCAGCAAAUAUUCUGCUUCCGUCGUGACGGAGUGGGACAGGGCUCAACGAAUUCCAGUCCACGUCAAAAGUCGUGCAGCGCGUUAUUGUAAAUCAAUCCUAUUCGUAACCUCGGCUGGUUACUGUCACGUGUACCACUUAUCUUUCUAUGUAGAACUUACUAUGAAUGUACUUGAUAGAGGACAGAGCGUUCUCUUGCGAUAUCUCGCUGGAACCAUGUACUUAUUGCACUAAUCGAUCGAUGUCGUCUUACUUAAAAAGUUAAAAAAACAAUAAGUACUUAUACUUGUUUCGUAGUAAAAGAGUAGGUUUAGCUCACUACUCGUGUUAUUUUUGUAAUAAUAUUUAUAAAACAAUGACUUAUAAAAUGAGAUGGAAUGUGUCGUCUAAUACGAUUCAAGAAAAUGUUCCUUUUAGUAAAUUGAAUAGACACAUCGUAUAGUAUACGUCGAUGUUGUGAUUUACUGAGUAUUGCUAUUGUAGCUGACAAACAUCAAAGUAAACGAGUUAGGCGUUGAACUAUUACAACUGGGCCUCGAUUCACUAUACACAAGCAUGAACGGCGGCGCGCCGCUUCUAACGUAUCAUGUUCUUAUUACAAAAUAUCAUUAAUGUGAUGUAUGCUUACCUAUAGUCUUGCUAAUGUGUUAUAGGAUAUUUUUAAUAAUCAAACACUGAUUCACUUCGCUGUUAGAGAAGCAUUAUUAAAAUUAUGUCUUUCAAUGUGGGGUUCGGUUCAAAGACCGGAAUAUAUGUUAGACAUGAUCCUAAUUUAUACGUAACUGGAGUUGUAUGCUUGUGUUGCCAAAUUGACUAGUACUGGUAUACAGUACUUGUGCGUUGUAACGGGGUUGCAUUGAUAUGAUACGAACAAUAUGAAACAGUUUGACUAGGAUUACCUCGGGACGAUUGUUAUUUUUGUAUCAAUAUAACCGGUGCGAGAAAUUGACGGAUUUUGAGAAUAAAUGGAAAUUACAUUUGUGUGAUGACUAGCUUGAUUUAUAUAAUAUUGUACUUAACUCUAUAGUGAAUCGCACCGUGCUUUCGCGCCACACGCUACUACUGUUGUGUAUGUUAAAUGUUCGUCUUUUAAUACGUAAGAUUAUAUUAAUUCCAUAAAAUUCGUCCAUACAGUAUUAGUCGGGCCGAACGGAUUAUCUAAACACUGUACAACAACAAACAAACGAACAAUGCAGUAUUUUAAUAUUAAAUCAUUUUUAUGUAAAAUAGGAUUUUUGAUAUAUUUUUCCUUUUUUGUAUAUACUUGUAAAGUUGUAAGCUAUUUAUAUCUUCAUCAUUCGUGGAUCUGUUUUUUAUACUUUUUUAUUACAUUUUUUUCUACGCUGCUAUAAAUAGUAGGUGUUUGGAACGAACAAAUGGUAAUUGUCAUUUUCAUGUUAGUCAUUUUAAAAUUGCGUACUUACUUUACACAAUCUUAAUAAUUAAUUUAGUUACUAAUUUACGUUAUGAUGUUAUAGUUUUCUGUUAUGUUGAGCCAGCUAUCUUAAGUAUAGAUUACAUGGUUAAAUCAAUGUAUGUUGCUGUAAAUAGUUUUGUCGCAUCUUAUAUUGUCGUCUCUGUUUUGCAUUCGUUUUGAUUGAAACUCAAAAUGGAGACAUUAUUUGGUUAUAAAAUAAUUCUUUAGCGAAUUUAAUACUAAACUUUCUAACCGCACACAUCUAUGCCGUGUCUUUAAUAAAAUCUUCUCUUUAUAACUUAGCACGGGGCCUUCAGAAAGUGUAAUCAUACCUUUACGCUCAGUUACGGCCCCGGCACGACACGGCCAAGUGGAAAGACCUUAAUAGCAAUUCAAAUUAGUUGAAUAUCUACAUUCCAGUAUACUUUGAAAAUAACACAUUGUAAUUGAUAGAUUGAAUAGAUAUAAUGCAUAUCACAAGCUAGCCUUGCAUAAAUUAUACGCACUUAUGUACUUACGAAUUGUAAAACUUUAUUGAAUAGUACUUAAACUUAUUGAAAACUUCUAGAUAUUAUCCUUGUAACCGAAAAUUAAUGUUGUUAUAAUGUAAUGCAGCUUUAAAGGCACCUAUAUUUGGAUACAUUUAAGCGUAUAUUCUGAAUGUCCUAUUUAACUGUGUCUAUUAGAAAAUCAAACUUCAUAUAAUGAAAAUUUGCUGUAUGUUUCUGAAUAUUUUGUAGUUCUCUUUCCGAACUAAAUUUAUUGUAGCGAUGUACAGAUAUGAAAUUAAAGGGAAAUAUUUAUGAUACUGUAUGUGUAUUGACAUUUGACUACGUGUAAGUGCACAUUAAAUCUUGACUAGCACCAAUAAGCGAGUUUUAAAGUUAUCGCUAUUAUACAAAGUACAUUAGAUUCGUAGUUAUAAAUGAGUAGGUCAUUCCGGAAUAUAUUUUCGUGUGCUUAUAUAGAACUAUUGGAACCGUUGUACUUAAAUAUAUGGAAAAUCACGUUGUUAUUGACCUUUUGUUGGGUGUUAUUUGUAUAUUAUACAGUGAUUUUAUCUUUGUCUAAAGCAUGUAAAUAUUGGCGUAUAUAUGUAGAUAUAUUAGAUAAUGAGAGUUCAAAUAUUAUAAAAAAUAAUAAAUUAUGUUUAGUUGAAA
Spodoptera frugiperda (fall armyworm) is the source of this 4997-nucleotide messenger RNA. It is a transcript of the gene numb, whose product is annotated as protein numb. Bases 919 to 2328 code for a protein of 469 amino acids. NCBI's taxonomy places the organism in Eukaryota, Metazoa, Arthropoda, Insecta, Lepidoptera, Noctuidae. The transcript has 7 exons. The record is from RefSeq and is a predicted model, not a curated record.